AUGAAACUUCUCGCCUGUCUUUUGCUCGCCGCCUGCGUUUUCGAAUGCUCUGCUUAUAUGCAAAAUGUCACCGUCAAAGGAGUUGCUCACUGGUCCUGGGAGGUUGACCAAAAAUUGACCAAAUUUUGGCCAAAAACGAAAAUUGGUCGAAUUUUGACCAAAAAUUGAUCAAAAAUAUUUAUUGGCCAAAAUAUGGUCAGAAAUUGGCCAAAAAAUUGGUCGAAAUUUGGCCAAAAAUCAGUGAAAAUUUUAAUUGUGAAAAAUUUCGAAAAUCUUAAUGUUGUUGGGCAGACAUGUCGUUUUGCGGCUUUUGGUGAAGUUAGGUUGAUGAAUUUCGUUGUUUUUCUACUGAUGAAUCAAUAAAUAGGAGUAAAAUACUUCGUUUGGUGAAUUUUGGCGCCACUCACACCAAUUUCACCAUUGGCGCAAAUUUAAGCCCCAAAUCUUCACCUAAAAUCAGUUUUGACUUAUCUUGGAGCUAUUUUUACCAAGCAGAGACCUAUCUCGAAUCUAUCAGUUGUAUUGAUCGAUCCUUGAUUUAUCAAGAACAAGGGCUCAGAGAAAUCAGAAGUAUUGGGUUCAGGGGCAAUAAUUUCCAUUAUUUUUUGAAAGAAUAUUGUUGUGAUAGCCAUCAGCUUCGAAAGAAAUGACACCAGUGUUCCAAAAAUCGUGCAUUUUUUCCCAAAAACGUGAACUCAAAAACUUCCACACAUAGAGAUGAUUUUUAUAUCAUUUUACUCAGCGUGAAAUUCUGUAUCGAAUGGUGCAAACUAUUUAUCACCAAACACUACUAAUUGGUGCGCGAAAACAAUAGAUUAAAGGCGCACAUAUUUAUGCAAUGUGGUCCUGCAGCGAAAUGUGUGUGCGUACUUCUCUCGGACGAAAUGCACGCCACCAAAUUUUUUCUUUUUUUUUCGUUUUUUUGUGUGUUGCCCUACUUAUAGAGAAAUUGAUUGUUCACGACUGCUAAUAAGAUAUAAAGCUUGUUCCCCGACUAGGAUCUAGCAGCAAGUUUUACCAGAACUUUGAAAUUCACAUAUUAAACUUGAAUUUAGGCCAAAAACAAAAAUUGGUUUUCUUUGAGUUUUAGAUUUUUUAUCAGAACGGGGCUGUUUCUCAAUUUGACAAGUUUCCAGCAACAUUUGCAUGAGUUUCUAUGUUACAAUCAGAAGUGUCUCAACAGCCGGUAGACGGCCGCCGGGGUUUUAAAAUUCGAUUCUUAUCGAUCUUAUUUCGCAAUAUUGAUAUUUCUGCUGUUUUUAGAAACUACUAACCAAGAAAGAAUGACUACUGCUCUUGCUGAGACUACCAACACAAUGACCGGAGAAACCACUGUUCCAGUUGAAAAUGUCAAGACCACCACUACUGAAGAAGCAACUAGAGUCCAACUACUGCUGAAACUUCCACCGCUGCCACCAAAGAGCUUACUGCCGAGGAAAAGUCAGUUUUUUCUUCUGAAGAAUUUUAAUCAAAGUUGGUUCUCAUUUCCAGGACUACAUAAUUGAAGAACAACUUGACAUCUGGAAAGCGUCAUUUGUUGACAAGCGAAUUCAGCAUGGCUGCUGAUCUCUUGAGUUUGGCUUCUCAACUUGCGUAAGUUUUGAAAUUUUCGUACAUUUUCUAUUUCUAUGCAUUUCAGUGGUAAACUCUUCGGAGACGACAGCGAACAAUCAUUUGAACCUUACUUCUACUAUGGACAAGCUCCUUUGGAUAACUUGAAGAUCAAGUUUUCUCAAAUGCCAUGACUAAUUGCCAACCGUAGAAGAAGGUGAUGCCAACAACGAUUCAAUCGACGAGGAACAAUAUGGUAAUCCGGAUAAAUUGUCAGAAAAAGGACGUGAGCGAAUCAAGGAACAAGUUGACACUGCUCUUUCUGCUGGUGCAGAGAAAGCAGAAGUAUUAGUCGAAACUGAUGCAAUUUUUAUUGUUUGUAAGGUUCACAAACUGUUAGGAGUCUGCGAUUGCUCUGAAAUUGACUUUAUUAGGGCAAAAUUUACAUUCUUCCGAGCACAAGCCUCCAACUCUUUUCUCUAAUUAGCUAAAAAUGUUUUUCAAUGAAAAUUAAAGUUCAUAAUAUAAGCAGAUUCCUAACAGUUAGAACCAUUUUUUGUUUCUUUUUUGUUCUUUUCAAUAAAUUUUUGUGAAAAAAAUGUGUUUUUGAUUUGAAAAAAGUUGGGAAAAAUGAUCAAAAAAUGGUGAAAAAUUGGUGGGAAAAAGUUGAAAAAUUGACCAAAAAAUGGUGAAAAUUUUUUUGGUGCAUUUUUGGUCAAUUUUUGUUCAAAAUUUUUUUGACCAAAAAUUGACCAAUUUUUGGUCAAACUCCCAGGACCAGUGCUGUUUGUAACAAGAAGCGUUUGGCGAAUGUGAAAGUCGAAUUGUGGGAGAAGGAUACACGUGAGUUAAGCAGUCCCAAAAAUAAGCAGUCCCAAAAAUAAGCAGUCCCAAAAAAUAAGCAGUCCCAAAAAUAAGCAGUCCCAAAAAGUUAAGCAGUCCCAAAUUUCUCUGUUUCUCUGCGUCUCUCGUUGAUUUGCAUGCAGAGAGAUAAAUAAGCAGUCCCAAAAAAUAAGCAGUCCCAAAUUUCUCUGUUUCUCUGCGUCUCUCGUUGAUUAGCAUGCAGUCUCAAAAAUAAGCAGUCCCAAAAAUAAGCAGACACAAAAAUAAGCAGUCCCAAAAAAUAAGCAGUCCCAAAAAUAAGCAGUCCCAAAUUUCUCUGUUUCUCUGCGUCUCUCGUUGAUUAGCAUGCAGAGAGAUAAAUAAGCAGUCCCAAAAAAUAAGCAGUCCCAAAUUCGUUUCAGUCGACCCAGAUGACUUGCUCGCCACAAUUCACACCAACAGCGAAGGUGAAUUCACAGUUUUCGGAGAGCAAGACGAAACUCACGCAAUUGCUCCAUAUCUCCUCAUCACUCACAAUUGCAAUGUUGAAAAACUCGUAUGUUUUUUUUCGAUUUUCUUUUGAGAAUCCUCUAAAAUCCAUUUUUUUGCAGAACUGCAACCGUAUUGGUCAAUAUGUUGUUCCAAAGGAAAAAAUCGGAGCCACUUAUGAUAUGACCUAUGUUACUUUGGACAUCAAGGUUCAUGGAGAAAAAGAAAAAUGCAAGUAA
This is a messenger RNA of Caenorhabditis angaria, 3101 nucleotides long. The record is from the annotation of a GenBank genome assembly. NCBI's taxonomy places the organism in Eukaryota, Metazoa, Nematoda, Chromadorea, Rhabditida, Rhabditidae.